CAACCGUUUCCAUCGAUCGAUAGCUCUGUGCUUGAUGUAUAUUCGCUUGCAACGCAUGCUGGUCAGGGAACCACAUGGUAUCACUCUCUUCUGGGGUAGUGCUGCUUACAGUUAUAUGCAGUGUAAUUUUGUACCAUAAAUAGGUAUAAUUAAAUAAGAGUACAUUAUAAACAAGAGGUUUCCAUCUACAUAGCGAAAAUGUCGCAGGUACAAGCUAGAUUCUUCACAGAAAAUAAAAAGUAUGCAAUAGAUGAUGUCCCCUUCUCAAUCCCAGCCUCCUCUGAAAUUGUGGAUCUCAGCAACGUCAUUAACAAACUCCUGGAAGCUAAACAUGAGGUCCACCAACAUGUGGAGUUUGACUUUCUCAUCAAGGGUCAGUUCCUGCGCACUGGUCUGGCCAAACACAUGGAGACUGAGAGCAUAUCAACGGAAGACGUGGUUGAGAUCGAGUAUGUGGAGAAGUAUACAGCCCCUCAGCCCGAGCAGUGCAUGAUGCAUGAUGAUUGGGUCAGUGCUGUAGAGGCUGAUGGAGAAUGGAUCUUGACUGGCUCCUAUGAUAAAACUGCCCGAAUCUGGUCAUUAGAAGGAAAGGCCAUUAUGACGAUCGCUGGGCACACUGAGGUUGUGAAAGAUGUGGCGUGGAUUAAACAAGACGGCUUCACUUCCCUGCUCCUCAGCGCCUCCAUGGAUCAGACUGCUAUCCUGUGGGAAUGGAAUUCCGAGAGGAACAAGGUGAAGGCUCUGCACUGCUGUCGAGGGCACGGAGGGAGCGUGGAUUCCAUCGCCGUCGACAGCACCAGGACCAAAUUUUGCAGUGGAUCCUGGGACAAAAUGCUCAAGAUUUGGUCUGCAGUUCCAACAGAUAAAGAGGAUGACAUAGAAGAUGCAGCAGCCAGACCAAGGAAGAAACAGAAAAUUAAACAAAUAGGGUUAACUAGGACACCCCUGAUGACCUUGUCUGGCCACAGCGAAGCCGUCUCCUCAGUACUUUGGUCUGACACUGAAGAAGUAUGCAGUGCAUCAUGGGAUCACACCAUCAAACUGUGGGACGCAGAGACUGGCGGGCUUAAAUCCACGCUGACAGGAAACAAGGUGUUCAACUGCAUCUCCUUCUCUCCACUUUGCAAGAGGCUGGCUUCAGGCAGCACAGACAGACACAUCCGGCUCUGGGAUCCACGCACUAGAGAUGGCUCCCUGGUGCUGCUCUCUCUCACCUCCCACAAUGGCUGGGUUACAGCAGUGAAAUGGUCACCAGCACACGAACAUCAGCUCAUAUCAGGAUCUCUGGACAACAUUGUUAAGCUUUGGGACACAAGGAGUUCCAAGGCUCCUCUGUACGACUUGGCUGCUCACGAUGACAAAGUCCUCUGUGUGGACUGGACAGAGAGAGGGUUGUUGCUAAGCGGAGGAGCAGACAACAAAUUGUACACCUACAAAUACUCUGCUCCCCCUUCUGACGACGGCGCGUAAAGCAGUCGGGAGGUUGCUGGGAGGCCCGUGUCUGUUGACUGAACCAUUUCUUCCACGUUUCCAGAUGUGGCUUGUAUCCAGUAGGAAAAGAAGAUUCUAGAACACAUUAACUUUGAAAGAAACAGGAAGCAUUUACCAAAUAAAAAAAUUACAAUUACUUUGCCCUUCCAAACAAAAUUAGGUUUGGAUUUUCAGACCCAUGUGAUUUGACUAACAUAUUUCUGAUUUUUUAAAAGUUUUAUUUACUGUACCUGUUUGCCAUUUUCAAGACUAGUCUUUCCAGCUCAAGUGGAUCAAUGGUUAUUCAACCUCCUACAUCAAUUCUUUUUUUUUUUUUGUUGAAAAGUCUUUCUUCUUUCAAAUGAUAAUAUUAUAAUACUGUAUUUCUAGGUCAUCACCAACAAAUACAAUUUGUCACAGGGAUGGAAAUAAGACCCCUUGCAUAGCAGUUUGAUCCAUUCCUGGUUUCACUGAGUUUAAUAAAAUCCACCUGAUCUUGUUACCUCUACACUGAUGCUAAUCAGGUUUGUAGUAAGACCUAGUCUUAUUUCCCCCCCUGUAUCACCUUCAGGCAAGUUCUCACCAUGCAGGGAGCAAGUUACUCGGCUCCUUUGCGUACACAGGACAUCUGCCCUGGAACCAUUAGCUCAGUCACAUCAACCACAGUUCGGUCCACUUGAGCUGGAAUGCCGUUUUCACAGAAACCUCACAUGGUAUUUUUUUUCCCCACCCUCAAGCCUAUAUAUAAAUGUUACAAGGCAUCCUUUUUUAUUUUGUAAGACUCAAGCUUAUGCAGUAGAACCUCAAAAUUACAAACUUUACUUACUGGCUGGUCAACCAAACAGGCCACUUAAACUGAGAACAUGGCUCCUGGCUACAGACGUAAUGGAUUUUUUUUUUUUCUUUUAAAUAUGACUUUGCAAAGGUAACAAAUACAUGUGUUUUUUUUUUAAGAAUUAGGCUUUUAAUGAUCUCAUCAUCAAUGAUAUGUGUGGAAAAUAGUUAUUGUUAUUUUCACAGAAGCGUGAGACCGGUCUGAUGAAUAAAGAGAGAUUUUUAUUUCUCAAUGUUGAGUAAAAGCUGGUGUUGAUUAUGCCAACCUCUCAUUAGUAGACAAUUUUUACAAGUCCCUUGCAACAUGUUGUAUUUUCAUUUUUAAGCUGACUUCUGGCAGUACUUUAGGUUAAAGGCAGUGCAGUUUCUAAGCCUUAUUCUUUAUCUGGCACUUCAUGGGUAAUUUCACCUCAGCAGUGUAUUCUGGGUCAAAACAUGCCAAUCAAUAGGGGAAAGCAGCUGAUUGGUUAUUGACAGGAAAGAAGCUGAUGAGGGGGUUGGAACAAUUUCACCCCCCAGGAAGUACAAGAAGGACUAAAAGCAUUGCUUGCAAACAGGUUUCUUUAACCUAGAGUACCAGGUAUCAUGUUUCAAAUAAAAAGCUAUGUUAAAACAUGUGUUUCUUUUAAAACUGCACAUUUGAGACCUAUGAAAUGAAUGGAUUUGCAUGGCGGGGAAAUUGUAUGUAACUGUUUUGUUAGCUACAAUUACAUAGAAGUAUUAGUAUUUUUUGUAAUGUAACCUUUGUGUUAAAUAUUAUGUAAUACGGUUACAUCAAUGUUAUUAUUUGUAUGGCUGUAUAUGCAUUAUUUAUACAGUGGUGUAUUGGUAAAGGUUCAUUCUUUUACCAUUUUAGAUCUCUACAUGUUAUAUAAACUGUGUACACAGUUGUGUGUGUA
Messenger RNA from Acipenser ruthenus (sterlet), 3203 nucleotides. RefSeq names its product ribosome biogenesis protein wdr12-like. Gene Ontology annotation, cellular component: PeBoW complex; preribosome, large subunit precursor. Gene Ontology annotation, molecular function: protein binding. Gene Ontology annotation, biological process: ribosome biogenesis; maturation of 5.8S rRNA from tricistronic rRNA transcript (SSU-rRNA, 5.8S rRNA, LSU-rRNA); maturation of LSU-rRNA from tricistronic rRNA transcript (SSU-rRNA, 5.8S rRNA, LSU-rRNA). Bases 199 to 1470 code for a protein of 423 amino acids. The record is from RefSeq and is a predicted model, not a curated record. NCBI's taxonomy places the organism in Eukaryota, Metazoa, Chordata, Actinopteri, Acipenseriformes, Acipenseridae. The transcript is spliced from 13 exons.